Messenger RNA from Morchella importuna, 723 nucleotides. RefSeq lists its product as uncharacterized. The transcript is spliced from 2 exons. Lineage: Eukaryota; Fungi; Ascomycota; Pezizomycetes; Pezizales; Morchellaceae. The record is from RefSeq and is a predicted model, not a curated record. The coding region runs from base 1 to 723 and encodes 240 amino acids.
AUGCGUUUCUUCAUGAGCUCAGUUUUCGCCAUUGCCGCCUUUGCCACUUCUGUUUUGGCUGGCGAGAACCCGAUCAUCCACCCUGAUUCAACUCACCCCAUGACCGCUGGCGAGCCUUACGACAUUACCUGGACUCCCACCAACAACAACUUGAUCAAGCUCACUCUCCGAAAGGGCCCUUCAGGAAACCUUAAGGAUAUUUUGAUCAUUGUUGGUGACUACACAAACUCCGGUAAAUUCACAUGGACUCCCAACCCAGACCUCCCCGCCGGCCCGGACUACGCGAUCAUGAUCACGGACAAGGCGGGCAACAUCAACUACACCCCUCUCAUUGAGCUUAAGGCCGCCUCCCCCGAGGCUUCCUCAGCAUACUCAUCUUACACCACCCCCUCAUCCACCAAGGCUUCUUCCACCAAGGCUGCUGCUUCAACCACUGAGACUCCUUCGACCACCACCACCGAGCCCCCUAAGACCACUGUCAUGACUGUUGUUUCCGGAAACUCCACCACCAUGGUCACCUCCGUCAUGUCCUCAAACGCCACUGUCACCACCGGACUCUACGGAAACUCCACUCACAGCACCACCCGCUCUUCCAAGCCUACCUCUGACGAGACCUCAACCCCCACCGACACCGCUAUCUCUACUGGUGCCGCUGCCGGUCUCCUCAAGAGCCCCCUUGCUUUGGUGGUCUGCUUGAUCGGUGCCGUCGUCUACUUGAACUAG